Messenger RNA from Suillus subalutaceus, 522 nucleotides. RefSeq lists its product as uncharacterized. The record is from RefSeq and is a predicted model, not a curated record. The transcript is spliced from 5 exons. Bases 1 to 522 code for a protein of 173 amino acids. NCBI's taxonomy places the organism in Eukaryota, Fungi, Basidiomycota, Agaricomycetes, Boletales, Suillaceae.
AUGGCGCUCGCUACCCUAGGUCACUGGUUCACAUUGAUGUUUGGUACGCACCCCGCAUUCCGUACACGCGCCAACGACCUGGCCUGGCAUAUCCUCGAAAAAACAGGCUCAAAAGAAACACAAAUCUCAUCAUCAUCUCCCUCUUCCGAAUCAUGCGGAUCCGUAAUCGUGAAACCCACAUAUUCAGCUGCUUCGGCGAUGUACAUAAUCUUUGGCCAUUGGCGCUCGUCAUCGUCUCCCUUCACAAUCAUUCGUACGCAAGGCAUCAUCCUCUAUUUCAUCGUGUUUCUCAGUGGUGUCGUUCCGUUUAUGUUUUCGCGGCUGAACCUUAAUUCAUCAGGUUAUGCGGUGAUUCCAACAUUUACUACACCUCCCACAUGCCAUAGAACUCCCGUGAGAGGUCCGCUAGAAGGUUCCCAGACGACAGUGGAGAAACUGAACCUGCCGAUCGCGACUCGUGUCGAUUUGUCUCAGGAAUUCGAACAUGGUGAUGCAGUUUUUUUAGUUUGGUUGAGGAGAUGA